CGACAGGCUGAAGAUAUCUAAAACAUAUCUAAAACAUUUUCCAGCCUAGACAACGUUAACUUUAGCUUGUUUAGCACUUUCUACAUCUGUAACGUCAACCUUACAACAUUUCUGCGGUAUUUUGUCCUUGUUGUAAGAUAAAUGGGUAUCUGCUGCUGUUAUAUUUCAACAACUUGUUAUUUCUGAGUUUUGUUUUUUAAGUUAGAAAUGACGGAUAUUUUGUUAACAGAGACCCUUUUACACGGCAGACAUUUUGACAUGCCAUGGUAGGGAAAGCACAGCUGUGUUUAAUAACAUCAGUGGUGGCUGCAUUCCACUUCGGGGAGGCGCUGACAUUGUUCAUGCUGGUUCGCUGGAACAACUCACUGGGACACUAAAUGGAACCAAGCCAUCAUUAAUGUUAUCAGCUUCCCCUGUGCUCUUCCUGCUUUGACAAUUAAAAGUGUCUGCUGUGGAAGAAGUCUAUUAAAUGACAACAUAUCUCAUGAGUAUGUCUCAAUCAUUGGCCUGCUGUCAGAGCUUCACUUCAGCUGCAGUCAUUUUUUUUAAAUUAAUAACAUGUAUGUCUGCUGAGCUGUACUGUGCAAGUGAAAUAGGCGAAAAUAAUGCAGGUCUUCAAGGCACCACGCUGGGGGGCAGCAAACCUUUACACCGCUUCAUGAAGGGGCAACCCAAGAUUACUGGUAUCGUCGUGCUGGUCUUGGGUUCGUCCCUCUUGAUUGUUACCAUCGCAAUCAGGCCAGAUGACUAUUUUCAGUUUGUAUCGACAGCCAUGCAAUCUGAACUCGUGCUGGGAGCAAUGUUGAUCGCAUGUGGGAUUCUGUAUAUUCUGACAGAGCACAACACAACCAAGAAAACCGUGACCAUAUCGUUGGCUCUGAGCAUUGUGACCGUACUGGUGACAUGCUUGACUCUCAUGUACAUAGUGCCCAGCAUUAUUGGCCACCACUUCUUCGGUGACGUUGAACUUGUUAUGGACAAUGUGACAGCGGCUGAUUUACCUCAGGAAUCAUAUCAGGUCAUGGGAAUAACAUUAGAACACAUCAUUCUGGUCUACGCAGUUGCAGCUGGACACAUUGUCCUUGUAAUGUCGUGUCUGGCUGGGGCUGCCCUGCGUUCUUCAACAAAUAGGGCUGUUGUAGUGAUGACUGCUACACCUGCUGAACCACCAGUUGAACAAAGAGCACAAGAGGAAGGCGUGAAGUGCGAUACUGUAAAUUGAGCAGAGAGAAGAAAUAUGAAGCAUACAAGGACGUCCAUGUAUCUGGAUGUGGGUACAACAGGAUGCAUCAUUCCCAAACACAGACUAUUUACAACCAGCAUUUUUGGGUUGUUGAAUACUAUACAAUACAGAUAAUAUGUAUGUAUGUAUUGCCUUGUAAUAUUUCUAUGAUAUAUUACUACUGCCGGUCUCACGUGAGCACUGUAUUUCCCUCUCUUGAACACCAGGCUCAAUUGGAUGUUGGCGACGAAUAUGAUAGGCAGUUAACUGCUACUUACUCUGCAGUCUGGCGUUGGCUGACCUGUCAGCACGUUGUAUUUGCACCACAGGACAAAGGUCUGAGUAAAACCAGUGUUCCUCUGAGAUAGUUUAAGAAAACUUGUGUGGGCUCAAAAACAUCCAGAUUAAUCAAAGGCAGACUUAAACAGAGAUAAGCUGACAGGUGCUGUUGUUACACUACCACGUUUGAUAAUGCACCCUGUAGUGAGGGCUCAUAAGUUGUUUUAUAAAAGAUUUGUAGAUUAUUUACUUAUACCUGAUUGUGCUGUUACAUACCAUUAAUAAGAAAAACUUUUGUUAUCCUUCACCAGCAUGGCAUUAUUUGCUUUGUAUUUUUAUCUGUAAUUCACCAGUAAACGACUCUAAUGGACAGUUUGUAUUUACUUCGGAAUUACAUAAACAGUUUUUUUCAGCAGUUUGUCUACUUACCUUUGGAAAAGUGUUGCAAAACAUCUGGACCAGAAUCCAGUAUAAGUGCAAAGUUAUUGUUUGUUAUAUAAAACUUAAUCACUAAUCAUUAAUUACAUAUUAACAUUUAUAACUCCAGAUGAGUUACAAGCUUGUGCUUAUAUGAGUGAGAAAUGUUGAUUCUGUAUUGAAACAUAUUCAUUUUUAGAACUACAGGCAUGUCGACUUAGUAGAAAGUGAGCAUUUAUUUUGUUUGGCAUUUAGAAGUGCAUUACUACCAAAUGGAAACACACAAAGCCGUGUUAAUCCUGAAACAUUUAAUGAGUGUUUUUUUAUUCCGACAACAGAGUGGCAACAUCUGAACAUGAAGAUGUAAUGUUAACAACUCCAACCAUAAACAUGUCACCUCCUGUAA
This is a messenger RNA of Epinephelus lanceolatus (giant grouper), 2324 nucleotides long. Lineage: Eukaryota; Metazoa; Chordata; Actinopteri; Perciformes; Serranidae. The record is from RefSeq and is a predicted model, not a curated record.